ACCCUGAAAAGACUUGCAAAUUCCGCCAACAAAAAAGAAAAGAAAAAACAAGAGCAGAAUAUGAGUAUGUUGAGGCGUAAUUGCUUGAACGCGUUGGGAUCUGUGAGACGUCUCAGCCAUCUCCGAUUUCGAAAUUAUGCAAGCUGCGGCUGUGUCGGAGAUGCCCCGCAAAAUUUGGGUGUUCGGUUGUGGCCCGAAAGACCAUGCUUAUGUGAUUGAGUUUAUUGAUCAGUACUGGGAGACUCUCAUGCCUGGAGAAUCAGUGUUCCUGUUUCCCUGGAUGGGUACAAUUGCUCAUGUGCAGUGUUCCAACGAGAAGCAGCUUAUAGUUCCUGACCACACAGUUUUCACCAACGACCUUUGCCCGGUCACAAUUAGUGGUCUGGUUUCUCUCAAGAUUGAGGAUGUUACGCGGGCCUCGUAUCUUCCUGAAAAUCCUAUGGCUACAGCUAUUAGGUUUGCCCAGACUGCCAUGCGUUCUGCGGUUGGGAAAGUGGCUUAUGAUAAGUUACAUCUCGAAACACGAUACAUCAACAAUUUCAUAUUGAACGAACUCAGCAUUAGAUUCUACUUACUGGGCUUGAGGUGUCUUCAGUUUGAUAUAAAGCUUCCGCAGGAGGUGCUAGAAGGAAUGGAUAUCCGUGCAGCAGUCAAACGCAUCAAACGCAUCAAAGGCAUCGAUGGCGUAAUUCUUGAUGAGUCUCAGAAAGAAGAGCUACACGGCCUUCACCAAGCCUUGUCAAAGAAUGUUGAGGAAACCAGUGGGACACGUGCUGCUGCUUGAGUAAUGUUGCCAAACAGGUGGAAACAGAACCAUGAACUUUGUUUAUAUACUCGCAUCACAAAAAGCUUUGUUUAUAUACUUUUUAAAUUUGAUAAAAUUAUUUAUAAGGCAUUGGAUGGGUGAACUGGAAACCUUUUUCCUGGUGCUGUUGUUCCAACAGGAAGCUUUGUUUAUAUACUUUUUAAAUUUGAUAAAAUUAUUUAUAAGGCAUUGGAUGGGUGAACUGGAAACCUUUUUCCUUGUUCCAACAGGAGAUCUGAGAAAGGGGUGCCAGGUCAACCCAACGUUGUUUACUAAUUAACACCACCUACAAACUAAGGGGGGUGUAUUGUAUAUGGAAUUAGUGGAAGUUUUAAAGAAA
Rosa chinensis is the source of this 1145-nucleotide messenger RNA. RefSeq lists its product as uncharacterized. Lineage: Eukaryota; Viridiplantae; Streptophyta; Magnoliopsida; Rosales; Rosaceae. The record is from RefSeq and is a predicted model, not a curated record. The transcript is spliced from 7 exons. The coding region runs from base 137 to 784 and encodes 215 amino acids.